ACUUCAUCCUCAUCGCGAUAGUCAUGUGACAGGUGGCUAAACGAGUGGGAAGGUUUGGGUGCCGCGAGGAACGGCGAAACGGGAACGGAGGCGACGAUGAGCAGGAGCUGCGUUGAAAGAGAGGAUGAGAAAUAGCAAUACGUAGGAUCAAAAACAGGUCGAGGGCAGGCGGAGCUGCAAAUAAUAAGAUUCUUGGCAAUGGCUUGGCAGGCAAUCUCUCGCUCACGCCACCUUGCCGACGACGGCCAAACGGUGACUGGCAACGAGCAUGCGGGAGACUAGAUCAUCCUCGCGCACUUAUCGCGGUCCACCACCAGACGCGCCGCUCGUGCCCCGCCAAGCCUCCGAUCCCGGGACAGCACGCUCGCCUGUCGACAGCCAGCCACCAUGCUCGUUCGAGACGCAUCCGACCAAGCACACCUCAACGUAGGGACUUGUAACUCACCUGCAGCCAUGCUUGCGACGUCCGCCAUCCGUCCUGACACCCACGAGCGGGGGCACGUCCAAAACAGGAAGGUGUCCAGGAAGGUCCCGAGGACGGCGAGCGUGCGCCGGUC
Molecule: messenger RNA, 557 nt
Organism: Laetiporus sulphureus 93-53
Lineage: Eukaryota; Fungi; Basidiomycota; Agaricomycetes; Polyporales; Laetiporaceae
Exons: 1
Source: RefSeq, a predicted model, not a curated record